This is a messenger RNA of Sphaeramia orbicularis (orbiculate cardinalfish), 3532 nucleotides long. It is a transcript of the gene tmcc1b, whose product is annotated as transmembrane and coiled-coil domain family 1b. The transcript has 9 exons. Gene Ontology annotation, cellular component: endomembrane system. Lineage: Eukaryota; Metazoa; Chordata; Actinopteri; Kurtiformes; Apogonidae. Bases 490 to 2466 code for a protein of 658 amino acids. The record is from RefSeq and is a predicted model, not a curated record.
GCUGUUCUGACGUCGAGCACGCUAUUUGACGUCACCGUGGGAGUGUCCCACCAUCGGAGAAAUGAACGGUCAUCAACACAAUCCUCUCAGCGCCCAUCAUGUGAUUUUUCUAAAUGUCCAUGGAAACAGCUGACUAAAGUUUGACAGCUGCCCCACCACAUUUGGAAGAUUUGCUGGGAAGAAGUGCUGCUGGAAAUUUGCUUGGCUUAUUAGAUCUUUUCCUGUGUUAGUAGACCCCACCCCUCAUCUGCUGAUGAACACAACUGAAGCUAAUUCUGAGCUGUGAGUCAGACGAGGAGAGGCUGGGCUGAUGAAAAGCAUGACUUUGAGUCCAGCCACAGAUGCAUGUCCACUCAAAAGGCCCAACUGAGCGCCAUCCCCUCUGCUUCGCGGCUUUCAACCAGCCUCUCAGAGGGGGGGUGUCGACGGGGCGUAGCUAGUCUCCCCUGCACAUCGAGUAGAACCUCACUGUGAAACUGGAGGUCUCAGAUGGAUCAGGGUAGUAGUGAGCAGAGUCCAGAGGAGCCGGACACAGGAGGCCGAGCAGAGCUGGAAGUCGGCAGGAGGGCGUCUGAGUCAGAGCACGGUUUGUCCAAAAUCACCCAUAAUGCCCUGGAGAACAUGGGAGCGUUGGGCCAUGGUCUGAAGCAGUUCUUCCAGCCACAGCGCCGACGCUCCUCCGUUUCCCCACAUGACUCUGCCUCGUCCUGCACAGGCGCCCCUCCCUCCGAACCCACUGAUGUAGGGUCGGAAGUAGGGGAAGCUCCUGCCUCCUCGGCCACCCCUUUGGAUUCUGACAACCCUGCUGCUUCCGCCCCUCCUGCAGCUCUGAGCCGUGUUCUGCAGCAGAUCCGUGGUGCUCCACCAAUGAUGAAGCGAGGCACCAGCCUGCAGAGCCGCCGCAGCAAGACGGGCAGUGGGGACCCUCCCCAGAAAGGGAGCCCCCAGAUCCACCGGCGCAGCACCCAUGAAGUCUUGCUGCAGGCUGGACGCCCGCGCUCCUCCUCAACCACAGAUACACCCAGCAGCCCUGCUCUAGCAGAUAUGCUGCUGACCUCUGGCUACCACUCCACUGAGGAGCCAGACAAGUCGGAUCGUUAUGACGGAUCAGGCCCUGCUGUGUCACCCAACGCCCUCUCCUAUGGUGCAGAUGGGUACGAUGUAGUUGACAGCACCCCAGACCCCCAGCGCACUAAGCAGGCCAUCGCUCAACUCCAGCAGAAGAUCCUCAAGCUCACAGAACAAAUCAAGAUCGAACAAACCGCACGUGACGACAAUGUGGCUGAGUACCUAAAACUGGCUAAUAAUGCAGACAAACAGCAGAGCGCACGUAUCAAACAAGUGUUUGAAAAGAAGAACCAAAAGUCAGCUCUCACUAUCCAACAACUGCAGAAGAAGUUAGAACACUACCACCGGAAGCUUCGAGAGGUGGAACACAACGGCAUCCCUCGUCAGCCCAAAGAUGUUUUCCGAGACAUGCACCAGGGCCUGAAAGGUGUUGGAGCCAAGAUCAGUACACAGUAUAUUCAGGUGACAGGUGGCCUUUCCAGUUUCUCUCAAGCCACUCACUCUGCUGCUGGAGCUGUGGUGUCCAAGCCCAGAGAGAUCGCCUCCCUCAUCCGUAACAAGUUCGGCAGCGCUGAUAACAUUGCAGCCUUGAAUAACUCUCUGGAUGAAACCCAGGGGGAUGAGGGUGUUGGUCCUGGGGCAACAAGGGCCCUUGGGACAGGGCAGCUGCAGUCCAGCCCAAAGUACGGCAGUGAUGAUGACUGUUCUAGUGCAACAUCUGGCUCUGCAGGAGCUAACAGCACUACCGGAGCUCCUGGAGGACCUCCAAGCUCUAAGGGCAACACCCUUGAACAUGGCCAGGCAUCAGGCUUUGACGCUGUACUCCACGAGAUCCAAGAGCUGCGGGACAACCAAGGUCGACUUGAGGAGUCCUUUGAAAACUUGAAAGCCCAUUAUCAGCGGGACUACACUAUGAUCAUGGAGGCACUACAAGAGGAACGAUACAGAUGUGAACGUUUAGAAGAACAACUGAAUGACUUGACAGAACUGCACCAGAAUGAAAUUCUGAACUUGAAACAGGAACUAGCCAGCAUGGAGGAGAAGAUUGCAUACCAGUCUUAUGAAAGAGCACGGGACAUACAGGAAGCGCUGGAGGCAUGUCAAACACGCAUCUCCAAGAUGGAGCUGCAGCAGCAGCAACAGCAGGUGGUACAGCUUGAGGGUCUGGAGAACGCCACGGCACGAACUCUUCUUGGAAAACUAAUCAAUGUGCUGCUAGCUGUCAUGGCUGUCCUUCUGGUAUUUGUGUCCACGGUGGCUAAUUGUGUUGUCCCGUUAAUGAAAACGCGCAGCCGCACACUUUCUACGCUGCUCCUUGUAAUUAUCCUUGCCUUUUUUUGGAGGCACUGGGAUGCUAUUUCAGAGUAUCUACAUCGCUUUCUCCAGGACCCCAGAUGACCGGUUUGAAAAGGCCUAGUUAUGUGAUGAAGGUACAGGGGGUUCGGGGGCUGAUGUGUAAAAGGUGGACAUUAACCCAUACAGGGAGUUAAAUCUCAAUAGUCCUACCUUUUCCUCUUUUUUUAAGUCGCUUCUCAAAACACUCAGGAUUGCAUCAGAGGUUUGCUGUCACUUUAUCACCUUUUGAAGUGUGUUUUGAGAAGAAUAAGAGGAGAAUGAAGGGAGAGAAGGUUGGAUGUUUGAUAUUGACUUGCUGUCUUUGGUGCAUUUGAGGUACGAGCACGAGCGUAACUGGGUUGAAGGAGGGGCUGAGAGAACUGCACACUUGAUUUCUCUCUUCUGAGUGAAUUUGUUUACAUGUGGAAAACUUUGCAUUGUUUCCCCACAGACAAAGCUGUAAGUUUUAUUAGUUUCUGGUUAAUUCAAGUGAUACUGUUUUGAAGUCAUUGUUUUUAAAUACAGAUUAUAGGUGGCUUUUAUUUCCUUUUGACUGUAAUGAGCUGACAGUGUUCUGCUAAAUUAGCUGUCCACUUUCUUCUCCUGCUGUUCUGUAAGUUCUCUCGCUUCUAAUCUUGCCAUCCUGGUUUUCCAUCAAUCUUCUCUUUCUUUCCCCUUUUACUCAACCUUUUUAAAUGUCAGCUUGUGUGACCAACUCUUCCUCCUCUCACUCACUACACUCUGAAGAACGGGGUACUUGCACAUCUGCUACUUAGCUCUGGAAUCAGACUUGCCACUGGAUCAAGGAAUGAUAGGCUGUUGACUCGUUUCCUUUGGAUGUGUGAAGUCAGUAACACUGGUUCUGCCACAACCAGGACAUUACUAUCAAGAACAGUUCAUUUGGAGUUGCGACCCUGCCCACUGGGCCAACCGGAUCCUGUUAUCCUGGUGGCUUUUCCCACUGCAGAAGAAUAAUCUAUGAACUGAAAUAACAUACUUGAAGAGCAGUUAAAAUGCUCAAAGACUCAGUGCUUCCGUACUGUUUCUAUUAGUGACAAUGAAAUAGUAACUUUUUAGUUGAUUUUUUUAUUUUUUAAAAACAAAUAAAUUUGCUGUUUAAAAGGUGAAA